AUGUUUAGAAAAGUACUGGAGGGGUUUCGCUUCAAGUGGAAGUCAUACCGACACCGAUUUUUGCCCUGGAUUGUUCUAAACAUUUCCAAAAAUGAGAAAACACUUCGCCAAGUCAAAGGUCGCGCUGAGGACAAGUUGGUCCCGGACGAAGAGGUCUCACAGAAACUUGUGCGACUCUUCCGAGAUCUUUACGGAGCAGAUCGACGCGUUCACUCCCACGAGCAGGUAGCCGGUGACGGUGACAAGGCGCGGCGUGGACACGAUGCCAUGUUCCGAACAUUUGGUUUCUGCAUCGACCGGAAGCCCAGCACGCUUCCCUUUGCGGGAACGGGAGUCUUUAUUACCAAGGGUUUCGUCCCUAGAGGAGCAACUGUCGCCAUGUAUCCUGGCACCAUCUACCAAACUUAUGAGCCCAUUUUUCUCCAAUCCAUCAGAAACCCGUUCGUCUUUCGGUGCAUAGACGGCGUCCUGGUUGAUGGAAAGGACAAAGGGAUCUCCAAGAUGGUGUACAAGUCGUGCAGCGGCAGAGACCGAAUGGGCCCUUUGGCGAUGAGCGAUAGCAGCUGGCUGACGGCGGCCCCUCAGAACCCGCUGGCGGUGGGUCAGUACGUGAACAACUGCUCCGACGAGAGGCCCGCCAACGUGUGCUACCAGGAGUUGGACGUUCCCGACGCCUUUCCAGUGGAGCUUCGGCGUUAUCUCCCUAACGUCAACUACGGUCCGGACUCACAGAGACCUCUUCGCUGCGUGGUCCUGGUGUCGCUCAGAGACAUUAGAGCAGGAGAAGAGCUAUUUUCCAAUUACUACACUAUUGUUCACUAG
Molecule: messenger RNA, 822 nt
Organism: Nerophis lumbriciformis (worm pipefish)
Lineage: Eukaryota; Metazoa; Chordata; Actinopteri; Syngnathiformes; Syngnathidae
Source: RefSeq, a predicted model, not a curated record